Molecule: messenger RNA, 1125 nt
Organism: Penicillium subrubescens
Lineage: Eukaryota; Fungi; Ascomycota; Eurotiomycetes; Eurotiales; Aspergillaceae
Product: putative integral membrane protein
Exons: 5
Coding region: 1-1125 (374 amino acids)
Source: RefSeq, a predicted model, not a curated record
AUGCCGUUGCCCUCGGGUUUAGAACUACGUGACGCUAGGGAUGCAUCAAUUGACCGCAGUGUGCAGACUUGGAACUAUGUGUGUCAGUCAUUAUGCAUCAUUGGCAUGACCCUUUUCUUUGGCCUUCGAGUCUAUACACGUUGUUUCAUUCUCAGUGGGUUCGGAAAGGAGGAUUGGGUAUGCUCAGCAGCAUGGUUCUUUGGUGUCUGCUAUUCUAUCAUCGCGCUCAUCAUGGGACAUUAUGGAGGAGGUUUACAUUAUUCUGAUGUUCCGCCCGAAGAUCGAAUUGCAUUCCAGAAGACCGUCUAUGUCACAAUGGUCAUGUACGGACCAACCGCCUAUUUAACCAAAGUUCUGCUCCUGUGGAUCAUGGCUCGUGUAUUCAGCCCCUUCCGCCAAUCUGUCCUCUUCAUCUACGGCUUCAUGACCCUCAUGUUGGCGUACUAUAUUCCGGCCGUCAUUGUCAAGAUCCGAAUUUGCAACCCGAUUUCUCUAUUUUGGGACACCAAUGUUAAGGGAACAUGUCUGGACGAGACAUCUAUCAUCCUUGCUGAUGCAGUGGUCAGCUGCAUCAGCGACCUCAUCAUUCUUAUUCUUCCCCUGCCGUUGACUAUGACAUUGCAGAUGUCGAAGAAGAAGAAGACGAGAGUCAUAGCUAUUUUGGGUGCUGGUGGCCUGGCUGUCGCAGCCAGUAUUAUUCGCUUGAUACUUAUUGUAUUAACUGGACAAUCCAAGGAUGCCACUCUGGCCUUCAUGAGAAUCAAUAUGCUUGGAAAUGCCGAAAUCGCGAUAGGAGUGAUUUGCACCUGUCUUCCCGCUCUCUCGGCCCUUCUCAAGCGUGUCCUCCGCGAAUACUCCACCGACAAACAAACCUACGAGUCCGAAUACAAGCUGAGUUCGAUGAGAAAUCAGUCCAAGGCGGAGCGCAGCAGAAAGCAGACGACCGUACGGGAAGCUGAAUCAGAUGAGGAUAUGCUGGUCUCCAAUGCACAGAGCAACCCGACGCAAACUACAAUUUACGGCGACGCGGAGGAACGAGGAGUCUCACAUGGUUCUAACCUUGGGGGCAUUGGAAUUACCAGAACCGUCGAUGUCUCUACUUCCGUUGAGUCGCGACCUCAAUAG